Molecule: messenger RNA, 492 nt
Organism: Triticum turgidum subsp. durum (durum wheat)
Lineage: Eukaryota; Viridiplantae; Streptophyta; Magnoliopsida; Poales; Poaceae
Source: the annotation of a GenBank genome assembly
AUGGCCGGCAUUCGCCGCGCCCCCGCGCUCCUCCUGCUGCUCGCCCUCGCGUGCACCCCCGCCCUGGCCGCGCGCGACGUCUCCAGCAGCGCCGCCAAGGCGAAGACCAAGUACCCCUCGGGCCCGGCGCCCGGCAAGAAGCCGGCCAAGCCGUACGUGCCACCAGCCACCAAGCCCCCCGGGUCGGGCGCCGUCGACGGAGGCGGGAUGCCCGCCAUCCCCGGCUUCGGCACCAUCCCCGGGUUCACCGUGCCCGGGAUGGGGGGCGGGUGGGGCGGGGGCUACGGCGGGCCCGACGGCGGGUACUCGCGCGGCGGCGUGGCGGCCUCCACCACCGUCUGCUCCGAGAAGGGCCCCUGCUACAAGAAGAAGCUGACGUGCCCCAAGAAGUGCUUCUCCUCCUACAGCGGCGCCGGCAAGGGGUACGGCGGCGGCGGCGGCGGGGGCGGCUGCACCGUCGACUGCAAGACCAAGUGCAUCGCCUACUGCUGA